AUGUCGUGGCGAAGAAGAGAGGUUCGGGCGUCGGGCUUGGAUGAUGAGGUGGAGCCCAACCUGCCAAUUGAUGAGAUCCAAAAAACUCUGGAGACGCAGAGGCUGGCUGACAAGCCCAGGCUGUUGCAGCAGCAAUCAGGCCUCAGCAGCCUGAGAAAGCGCAAGCUGCCGCCUCUCCCUGAGUCCGCUGCAGCUCGCAGCGGCGCGUUGGGUAGCGGCCAGAGCUCCCAGCCCGCGCGGGCGCCCACUGCCCUGUCCUUCAGUGAGCCAACCCUGGAAGCAGGGGCACCCGCACCGACUGUCGCGCCUGGCCCUUUGGGCGUCGCCGGCGGCGGCGUCGGCAGCACCCCGGCCUUCGACGUGCUGUCCGCCACCCAGCACUUUAAGCCAAAGUUUGACCCCCGCACGCGCGCCGUGCGCCGCGGCCCCGACGGCAAGCCGCUUUCAGAGGAGGCGGCUCGGGCUGCCGAGGAGGAGGAGCGCCGGCAGGAGGCGGCGGAGGACGAGGAGCGGCGGGCAGCGCGGGAGCAAGAGGAUGAGGAGGACGUGCCUGAUGUUGGCCUUGGGGAUGCAGAUGACCUGUGGGGUGCGGAUUACGGAGUCAUGGCGGACGGCGGCCCGCAACAGCAGCAGCAGAGAAAGCAGCGGAAGCGGCAGCAGCACCAGAAGCAGCCCGUCAGGCGGCGCAAGGAGGAGGAGUGCGUCGGCGCCUUGGAGGGCGAUGAGGACGGCGGCGCAGCAGAGUGCGGCGGCGAUGGUGCUGGCGCAGGGGGUGACGGCGGCGUGGCGCGCGCGAGGAAACGGUCGAGGCGCGGCGGCGCCAGCAGCAGUGGGAGUGGCCGGGGAGCAGGGGCGGUCGAGGAUGAGGCGGGUGCAGGGGUCCGGAAGCCCGUGGCGCUGCUGGGUGCGCGCGAGCUGGGGCCCGAGGUGCCUCUGGAGCUGACUUUCCCCUGCGGGCGCACCUUUAAGGUCCCGGGGGCCAUCAACAAGUUUUUGCGGCCCUACCAACGAGACGGGAUCCGGUUCCUGCUGCGCUGCUACUGCGCUCGCCACGGGGGCAUCCUCGCAGACGACAUGGGGCUCGGCAAGACGGUGCAGGCCAUCUCUUUCUGUGCAGCGCUGCUGGGCAAGACAGGCGGCGACGACGACGCGCUGCCGCUGAUGGCGCGCCCCCAGCCGCAGCAGCGGCCGCGCGCUGGGGACGACGCGGGCGAGGAGUCGGGCGAUGAUGAGGACGAGGAGGACGAAGGGCGGCGGCAGCAGCCGUGGCCGAUCCUGGUCGUGUGCCCCAAGUCACUAGUGACAAACUGGCAGCAGGAGUUCUGCCAAUGGGGAAGCUUCCAGCUGUUCACCUACUACGGCAGAGGCAAGGAGGCCGCCUACCAAGCCGCCGCCAGCGGCCAGGCAGAGGUCUUGCUCACCACGUACGACCAGCUGCGCCUCAGCGCCUCACGGCUGGCGGCGCUGCCCAUACACGCGGUGCUGUUUGACGAGGCCCACAAGCUGUCCAACACGGCCACCAAGACCUCAAUGGCGGCGCGCGGCCUGGCCACAAAGCUACGCUUCGGCCUGUCAGGUGCCCGCACCGUGAUGCCCAACGACUUCAAGGACAUCUGGGGACUCAUGAGCCUGCUGGUGCCGGGCGCACUCAACGACUGGGCAACCUUCAACUCCCACUACGCGAUGCCGAUCAAGGUCGGGUCCUCCAAGACAGCCACAGCCUUCGAGCAGGCGCUGGGCCAUGAGCGCAAGGUGGAGCUGUCCCAGCUGCUCAAGAAGAAUUACCUGCUGCGCCGCGAUAAGAGCAUGAAGGGCAUCGUUGAGCAGCUGCCCAGGAAGGUGGACCAGAUCGUGUUCUGCCAGCUGCGGCCCUCCCAGGCGCGCGCCUAUAACCGCAUCGUCCAGAGCGCAGACGUGCAGGCGCUGCUGCGCGGCUGGGAGGUGUGCGACUGCAACGGCGCGACCGAGGCGCGCUCCCGCUGCUGCUAUGAGUUUGUGCCAGAGGACAGGGGCGGCGUCAUCUGGCCCUUCCUGCACUGCUGCGACUGCGACGACCCCAAGUGCAAGAACCACAAGCCGGAGGGCUGUGAGGCGUACUACCAGGAGCAGGGCUACAACAACACAGUCAUAAAGUGCCCCUGGUGCCUCAUCUUCCCGGUCGUCGGAAAGCUGAGGGAUGUGGCGAGCCACCUGGACCUGCUGCGGCCAAGCGCUGAGGAGGGGCAGCACCAGGAGUACAGGAAGAGACGCAGGUUUGAGUACGAGUGCGCUGUGGCCAAGCUGGCGCUGGGGGAGGAGGCGGAGGAGCUGGGAGGCCUGGUGGCGGGCGGCCACAGCUGGCUGCAGCUCACAGACACGCAGCACUGCGGCAAGAUGGUGGUGCUGCUGUCGCUGCUGGCCCAGUGGCACGAGCAGAACGACAAAGGUGGGUUUGUUUCCUGA
Messenger RNA from Monoraphidium neglectum, 2442 nucleotides. RefSeq names its product Putative DNA repair and recombination protein RAD26-like protein. The record is from RefSeq and is a predicted model, not a curated record. The coding region runs from base 1 to 2442 and encodes 813 amino acids. NCBI's taxonomy places the organism in Eukaryota, Viridiplantae, Chlorophyta, Chlorophyceae, Sphaeropleales, Selenastraceae. The transcript is spliced from 20 exons. Gene Ontology annotation, molecular function: ATP binding; ATP-dependent chromatin remodeler activity.